Messenger RNA from Sitophilus oryzae (rice weevil), 1498 nucleotides. RefSeq lists its product as uncharacterized. NCBI's taxonomy places the organism in Eukaryota, Metazoa, Arthropoda, Insecta, Coleoptera, Curculionidae. The transcript is spliced from 2 exons. The record is from RefSeq and is a predicted model, not a curated record. The coding region runs from base 265 to 828 and encodes 187 amino acids.
GCCGUAAGACGUAAGGCAUUUAAAGAAUCGAUUCAUAGCUGCCGUAAGACGUAACGAUAUAUUUACCGUAGGCAUGCGCGUUGGUUUCUAUCGGAUUCUGCAUGUCUUGUCAAUUCUCUUCUGUGGUAUUGGUAUUGUCAUUUGUCAUUUUCCAUUUUCCACGUGUCUAUACUGUCUAUUAAUUAUCUAUUAUCUUUGUGCUUCUCAUAUUCACUUGGCGUAGUAUUUUAUAAAAUUUACCAGUUUGUUUUAAGUCCUACUAAAAUGGAUAUCGAUAGUGUUAUUGUAGCAGGAGUUCUAUUCUGCUACUUAAUUUCUAAAAAUCGCCGUAAAAAGCGGCUUGUUAAAACAAGGAAGAUAAAUACAGAAAGAGCCACAAAGGGCUUUUAUAGAGCAUAUUUUCUUCCCAUGAAGGCGAAUGAUCCUGGGCAGUUCCAUAAAUAUACGAGGAUGUCGGUGAAGGCAUUCAACAAUUUAUUGAAUAUGUUGAUGCCAUAUUUAAAAAGGAGGAUAUCUGAUGGUAUUAACGCAGAAGAACGCCUGGCCAUAACUUUACACUACUUUUCUCAAGGAACGACAAUGCAAACAAUUGCCUGGAAAUACCAUGUAGGUCACUCUACUGUCCACUACAUAAUCAAAGAGACCAGUGUAGCCAUUUGGGAAGUAUUAUCCAGUCAAUAUUUAAGACCCCCAGCUUCACAGGAAGAUUGGCUAAAGAUAGCAGAAGAAUUUGAGAGGGAGUGGAAUUUCCCUCAUUGUAUAAGGGCACUGGACGGGAAACACGUUAAGAUCCAGGCCCGGGCAAAAAGUGGCAGUCUUUUUUUUUAAUUAUAAAAAAACUUUUAGCAUUGUGUUAAUGGCGUGUUGUGAUGCAAAAUAUAAUUUCACUUUAGUUGACAUUGGUGCGUAUGGAAGUGAAAGUGAUGGUAGUAUAUUUAGCAGUUUUGCAUUUGGGACGCUUAUAGACAAUAAUAAAUUGUAUUUACCCAAUCCAAAACGUUUAGCCAACAGUGAAAUUAUCCAUCCAUAUACAUUUGUUGCUGAUAAAGCCUUUCCGUUAAAAUUCUACAUAUUAAGGCCCUACCCUGGGCGAAAUUUGGAAGACGAUAAACGUAUUUUCAAUUACAGGCUCACACGAGCCCGCAGGUGCAUUGAAAACAGUUUCGGAAUUUUAGUCAACCGGUGGAGACUAUUAAGAAAUGCAAUAACUGCCGAUGUAAAUAAUAUAGACUUAUUUGUCAAGGUAAUGGUAUGUCUACAUAAUUAUUGCAAUAAGGAAACUGCAGCGGAUACAUAUCCAGAGUUGAUGGAUGUAGAGACUCCUGAAGAGGUGCAGCCCCUUAAAUCUGUGGGAAGAUUGGCUGCACACAGAUUUUCCCGAAUAUUAUAUGAUAUGAGGGACAAUUUAAAAAAUUAUUUUGUUUCGCCAGCUGGCGAAGUGCCUUGGCAAAAUAAUAUUUUAAAUGAAGGACUUAUUGAAUAAAUGUGUUGGAAAUUA